Molecule: messenger RNA, 853 nt
Organism: Sinocyclocheilus anshuiensis
Lineage: Eukaryota; Metazoa; Chordata; Actinopteri; Cypriniformes; Cyprinidae
Product: cystatin-B-like
Exons: 3
Coding region: 106-408 (100 amino acids)
Cellular component (GO): cytosol
Molecular function (GO): cysteine-type endopeptidase inhibitor activity
Source: RefSeq, a predicted model, not a curated record
AUUCCAAUAUCUCGUGAUCACCAGGAAGGAAGCAAACUUUCCAGUCAGUCAAUCUUGUAGUGAAAAGACGUUCCUGAGUUUUCCUGUUAACUCUCUGUAUUUAAAAUGCCUUUACUUUGUGGCGGAACAUCUGAGGCGAAAGAUGCAAAUGAAGAGGUGCAGAAAAUAUGCGAUGAGAUAAAGUCUCAUGCCGAGGAUAAAGCUGGGCGCAAGUUUGACGUUUUCACAGCCAGAUCUUUUAAAACACAACUUGUUGCGGGGACAAAUUACUUCGUUAAGGUGCAUGUAGGUGGGGACGACUACAUUCAUCUACGUGUCUAUAAAACUCUGCCCCAUGCUGGAGAAAAACUGGAGCUGCACAGCCUACAGCCAUCCAAGGCUCAUCAUGAUCCAAUUGAAUACUUCUGAAGCAAACUAAGCAAAUCAUCAUAAAUACUGCCCACUCAUGCAGUUCAAUGUUACCAUUUUUAUACAGUAAAUGUUUACAUUAACACCUGAAGAUGCAUGUUAACUCAAUCAUUACAUGUGAUGACCUUAAAACUGUAUUUUUUGACUAGUGGGAUCAUGGGUAAACACUACCAAUCAAACUCACUGUGAAUUAGGUAAUCCCUUAAAUACAUGUUUCCAUUAUGUGUUUGGCAUAGCUGUAAAAUAACAGUUCAUUUUCUCACCCGCAUACUAAAAACAUCGCUUAACUCACAUCUAGUUACCCAUGCCAGAGGUUUGGUCUUCACUUUUUGGGUUUUGUUAUUAGUGAUACUGAUGCAGUAAACAGUUAUAUUAUAUUUAACUGCCUGUAAUGUACAGUAUUCACAUUAAAUGGAUGGAUGAACUGUUUUAAAUGGUGUUUUUU